This is a messenger RNA of Nerophis lumbriciformis (worm pipefish), 9974 nucleotides long. RefSeq names its product piezo-type mechanosensitive ion channel component 2b (gene piezo2b). Gene Ontology annotation, molecular function: mechanosensitive monoatomic ion channel activity. NCBI's taxonomy places the organism in Eukaryota, Metazoa, Chordata, Actinopteri, Syngnathiformes, Syngnathidae. Gene Ontology annotation, cellular component: membrane. The record is from RefSeq and is a predicted model, not a curated record.
CAACCAACAUGACACAACAAGAAAAAUAGACGUCCGUUAAAUGCCGAAAUCACCUUUGACAGCACUUAAAGUUGGUUAAAAGAAGCUGUUUCUGAACGCCAAAACCACCUGUUAACUCUUUUUGGCAACAUUUUGACCAACUUUUUUGGGGGCACAUGGAGUGAACGAGUGAACUUUUGGAAGAUGAUCUGAUGAUGGUGGUGAUGAAGAUGACGAUGAAGCCUGGAAGUGGCCUUCUCUCGCCGCCGUGGACAAGCGGGCGCUCAGGUGUCUUGUUCGGGGAGCUGAUGAAAGCGCGCACACACGUACGAUGAUGAUGAUGAUAAUGGUGGUGGUGGUGAUGACAGCCGGGAUUUGAGCCACUAUUGCCCACAUUUUGGGGUGCGAUGACACUCUGAAGAGAGUAAAAGACACAGAGAAAGUUUUUUUUUUGUCACCAUGGCCUCGGAGGUUGUCUGCGGGCUGAUCUUCAGGCUGCUCCUGCCUGUCUGCCUCACUGCUGCUUGUGUCUUCAGGUACAAUGUCCUGUCCUUCAUCUACCUCAUCUACCUCCUGCUUAUUCCACUCUUCCCUGAGCCCACGUGCACAACUAUGCAGGGCCACACAGGGCGUCUGCUGAUGUCCCUGUGCUUUACCAGUAUGUCCUUCCUGCUGCUGCACAUCAUCUAUCAGAUUACCGUCAACAGCCUCCUGGCCGGGAAUUCAAUCAGAUCUGACUUCAACUGUUCUGCAUGGGAGAGAUCCAUAAGGCAAAUUGGAUUUGAGAGUGUGAUUGAUGCUGACCCCGGGAACGGUAUCCGAGUGUUCAUCCCAGACAUCGGUAUGUUCAUGGUGGGCUUGGCCAUCUGGAUGCUGUGUCGCAGUUUGGUCCAAAAGAGGCCGCCUGAGGACAUGGCGCAGGAUAACGCCGACUUCGAAGCAGAGGAACAAGAAGGAGACGAGAAGUUGAGCCUAGAAGACCACAUUUUUCUCGAAGAGGACUCUGACGGGGGCUACGAGGCCGAAGAAGAUGAGGAAUAUGAAGGGCAUGAGAGUGAGGGAGGAGAAGAGGAGGAGGAGGAGGAGGAGAAAGCAAAAGAGAGCGUCAAGAUGAAGAUCCUGCGGUUGGUAGCGCAAGUCGCCUCCAAAGUGAAGGAAGUCAUCGGUAACUUAAUCACUACAGCGGGUCCGGUGGUGGUGACCGUCUUGUUGGGAAUAACGGGGAUGAUGCUACCCUCCUUGACCUCGGCGGUCUACUUCUUUAUCUUCCUGUUUCUGUGCACCUGGUGGUCCCUGCGGCGGACCUUCGACAAGCUGCUUUUCAGCUGCAUGUGCGUCCUGAUGGCCAUUUUCAGCGCCGGACACCUCAUUGUCCUCUACCUCUACCAGUUCCAGUCCUUCCAGGAUUCUGUCACGCCGGAAGACAGCUACAUCAGGUACUUUGGCAUGUCCCCUGUCAUUCAGAACGACUGUUCCAGGACUUGGAAGCUAAUCAGGAACACCAAACGCAAAUGGCACCACUUUGUAAAUCCCAUCAUGCUGCUGGUCCUCUACUACACGCUGGCCACGCUCAUUCGCCUCUGGCUGCAGGAGCCCGUUGAUGAGAUGACGGACGACAAGGAGGAAGACAUGUGCGAGGAGGAGGAGGAGCUGGUCGGAAACGGGACAAAUAACACGGCCAACAGGAAGAGGCAGCUGUGGUGGGAAUACCGGCAAGGCACCGAUGAGAAAAAUCUCCUCUCUACCCAGGAUGGCAUCAGUACAACCGAGGUUGUACUCGCCCCAAAUGGUACAUCCUUCGACUUUGUCACCGAUAACGGCCCUGUCUAUCUGGACUUGUACUCCACCCCGCACUACAAAACAGACCAGUCCGAAAAUUGUACAGAGAAGGAGGACAUGUCCGUCUAUGAGGUGAAUCUCCCUCCGAAGGACGGGGCACCGGAAUCAGGCGAGGAGAAGUCCGAGGAAGACGAGGACGCCAUAAGGAAGAGAGGAGUGGGCGCGGUAGUAAAGGUCUUCCACUUCAUCAUGAAGCAGAGCUACAUCUGCGCUCUCAUCGCCAUGAUGGCCUGGAGCAUCACUUACAUUACGUGGCUGACCUUCGUCUUCCUCAUUUGGUCCUGCAUGCUGUGGAUGAUGCGCGACCGAAGACGCUACGCCAUGUUGUCCUCGCCUUUCAUGGUGGCCUACGGCAACCUGCUGAUAGUUCUGCAAUACAUCUUCAGCUUUGAAGGCAUCCGACACGUCCCAGGUCUCUCUGUCGAGAAGAGAAACCUGUUCCACUCACUUUCCUCGAAGGUCUUGUGUCUACUGAGCUUCUGGCUUCUGCUGAGGCAGACGCUUACAGAGAGGUCAGAAAAACAAAAGGAGGACGAGACGGGCCUCUCAGACGUUCACGUGGAGGACCAAAAGAUCAAGGAGGUGGAGGAGUCAGAGCAUGAGGACGAGCAGGACAUCAUGCACGUGCUGGGCAGCAUGGUCAUGGCCAUGCUGGUCAAAUAUUGGAUCUACAUCUGCGGCGGCAUGUUCUUCUUCGUCAGCUUCGAGGGAACCAUUGUCAUGUACAAGAUCCUCUACAUGAUGAUGUUCCUGUCCUGUGUGGCGCUCUACCAGGUCCAUUACGAGUGGUGGCGAAGAAUCCUGAAAUACUUCUGGAUGUCGGUGGUGAUGUACACCAUGCUGGUGCUCAUCGCUGUUUACACCUUCCAGUUCAGACCCGACACAGCGGGCAACAAAGACGGCUUUCGGGACCUGGGCCUUGAGAAGUUCUCGGUCUCUGAGCUGUUCACCAGGAUUUUCAUUCCCACGUCCUUUCUGCUGGUGUGCAUUCUCCACCUGCACUACUUCCACGACCGCUUCCUGCAGCUCACCGACCUCCAGGCGGUGGUGGCCAAAGAGGAGAGCACUAUCUACAGGCUGGUUCACCCGGACGGCAGCCUGGCAGACCUCACCAUGCUCAGCGCAAGCUCUGGGGACACCUCGCUGUCCAAGAGCAAGGAUGAGGAGCAGGGGUCCCAAAACGUGCGGGCCGACUGCGGCGUCUCCAAAGAGCAGACCCUGGUUGUGGUGGCGGAUGAUGCGAGUUCGGCCGGUACCAAGCCAGGCAGCCUCUCCGACGCCAGGCAGUCCAGCACAGACGAAAGCCACCUCUUCAGCGUGGGCACUGAGCCAGGACAGAGCACCGAGCAGAGCUCCGACCUGAAGAACAAAUGGCACCUGGUGAUCGACCGGCUCACCGUGCUCUUCCUUAAGUUCCUGGAGUAUUUUCACAAGCUGCAGCUGUUCAUCUGGUGGCUCCUGGAGAUCCACAUCAUCAAGAUCGUGUCUUGCUACAUUGUCCUGGUUGCCAUCCGUGAGGUGUCUUUGCUGAACUAUGUUUUCCUGGCGUCGUGGGCCUUUGCGCUGCCCUACAGCCAGUAUCGACCUCUGGCCUCCAGCGUUUGCUCCGUCUGGACAUGUGUCAUCAUCGUGUGUAAAAUGUUGUACCAGCUCACGUCCAUCAAGCCGUCGUCCUUCUCCAAGAAUUGCACCAUGCCGGCAGCCUACUCCGCUAAGCUAAAGGAGGAGAUGCAGGACUCUGUGCUCUAUAAGGGGCCGGUGGAUCCAGCCAACUGGGUGGGCCUGCAGAAGAACGAGGAACUGCUGGACUACAUCAGACACAACCUCCUCAUUCUGGCACUCUUGGCGUUUGAGGUGACCGUCUACCGCCAUCAGCAAUACUUCCGACUGAGAAACAAGCUGUCGCCUCCCGCUGCCAGGAUCAUCUUCCACGAUAUCACCCGGCAACACCUGGACAUCGGCAUCAUCUGCUUCAUCAAAUACUUCAUCAACUACUUCUUCUACAAGUUUGGACUUGAGACGUGCCUGCUCUUGGUCGUCAACGUGAUCGGGCAGCGGAUGGACUUCUACGCCAUGCUCCACGCCUUUGCCCUGAUAACGGUCAUGUACCGACGCAGGAGGAAAGCCAUCGCCGAGAUCUGGCCCAAGUACUGCUGCUUCCUGGCCUGCAUGAUGACCUUCCAGUACUUUGUCUGCAUCGGGAUCCCCCCCGCCGCCUGUAAAGACUAUCCUUGGAGAUUCCCAAGCUCCAAGACAGACUCCAAUGUGGUGAAGUGGCUCUAUGUCCCCGACUUCCUCUCCAGGCCCAAUCCAUCCUUCCUUAUCUACGACUUCAUGCUGCUGCUGUGUGCCUCAAUGCAGAGGCAGGUGUUUGACGAUGAAAACAAGGCGGCCGUCCGCAUCAUGGCCGGAGACAACGUGGAGAUCUGCAGGGAUCUGGAUGCGUCCUCCUUCAGUGUUCACAACCCCGUCCCGGACUUCAUCCACUGCAGGUCCUACCUGGACAUGUUGAAAGUCAUCAUGUUCAGCUACCUGUUCUGGUUCGUGCUGACCAUCAUCUUCAUCACGGGCACCACGCGCAUUAGUGUGUUUUGCAUGGGCUACUUGGUGGCGUGUUUCUACUUCCUGCUCUUUGGCGGCGAACUCUUGCUCAAGCCUAUCAAGAAGAUCCUCCACUACUGGGACUUCCUGAUCGCCUACAACAUAUUUGUCAUCACCAUGAAGAACAUUUUGUCCAUCCUGGCGUGCGGCUACAUCAAAUCUUUGAUCCCAAAGCAGUGCUGGCUCAUCCAGCUCCUCAGCCUGGCCUGCACCAUCAAGGAGUACAACAUCAACACCAACCAGGAUCACCUGACCACUGACGAGAGGUGCGAGCUUCCCAGCGAUGAGGCGGGCAUCAUCUGGGACAGCAUAUGCUUUGCCUUCCUGCUGCUGCAGCGCCGCGUCUUCAUGAGCUACUACUUCCUUCACGUGGUGGCUGACAUCCGAGCGUCACAGAUCCUCGCUUGCAGAGGGGCGGAGCUUUUUCAGGCCACCAUUGUGAAGGCGGUUCGAGAGCGACUGGAGGAGGAGCGAAAAUCUGUAGAGCAGCUAAAGCGACAGAUGGAGCGCAUUAAGGUGAGGCAGCAAAAGUUUAAGCGGGGCAAGGAGAAGAUGCAGAGCAUCGUGCAGGAAUCUGGAGAAGGACAGACGCCCGUCCAGCCAGAGGAGGACGAUGACGGAGCACAGCGAGCGAAAGCCAAGACCAAAAAAAAGCUCUGGUGGAGGCCGUGGGUUGACCAUGCUUCCAUGGUUAGAAGUGGCGAAUAUUACUUGUUUGAAACGGACAGCGAGGAGGAGGACGAAGAGGAGGAUCAGAAGGAAGAGGAGCUGCCAAAGAAGUCGGCCUUUCAGUUCCUCUACCACACCUGGAUCACCAACCCUAAAGCUGCCCUGAAGGCGCGAGGCAAGGAGAAACGCAAAUUUUGGAAGCGAUACACAAAGGGAAUCCGACGAAAGAAAGGCAAAAAACAAACAGCUCAUGUGGGCAUCGAGGUGGGCGAGCUGUCAGACAGCCAAGACGAAAAGAAGAACUCUGGUCCAGACAACAUCAUCAAGCGAGUGUUCAACAUUAUCAAGUUCACAUGGGUGCUCCUGCAGACCACCGUGGACAGCUUCACCAAGUGGAUGAACGAUGUGUGCAGGGAGUACAUCGACAUCUCCACCGUGCUGCGCAUCGAGCGCUGCAUGCUCACCAGGGAGGUCAAGAAGGGCAAUGUGCCGUCACGGGAGAGCAUCCACGUCUACUACCAGAAGGCCAUGAGGCUCAACAUGUCGCGGCAGGCCAGCAUGGACCUGCUCAGUGAGGACGAGUCAACCGGGGGUUCUUCGAGGCGCCGUCGAAGACGGAGGGGCUACCCUAUGGAGAGCCAGGCUUCCUCGGCCUCCAGGGACAGCAUAUCAAGCGCCUACACAGAGGCCACCACAUUGUUUUCACGUCAGUCCACCCUGGAGGACCUGGACGGGAUGCCAGAGUGCAUCCCCAAAACCAGCGAGCGUGCCAGGCCAAAGCUGCGUAAGAUGUACGGCAUGGACAUGUCCAACUCGUCCAUGGACAGCUGCAGCAGCUUUGUGUCCAGACAGGGCACCACAGAAACAAUAGAAGAAGAGGUGGAGGACGAGCGAGCGCAACGCAAGGACGAGCUACACAUUCCUUGGAAAUCCCAGCAGCUCGAUGAGUCCGAGGAGGAAGGCGGAGCUAGCAGUAUAGGGGGAUCCAGGGAGGAGGAGCAGGAUAAGGGGAGUGAUUGCCAAGAGAUGCCUGACGUUGAAGGACAGGAAGCACAGAAUGAGGAGAGAAAUGUUCUCUCGGAGUCUUUUAACCAAGAAGAAGGCCCCUCCCACACACUACAAGAAGCGGAAUCCACCGGUUCUGCUGAGGAGAAGGACAUAAUUAGCGAGAGUGAUGGCGGAGAGGUCCAGCAGGACUUGGUGCAAACCCCACCAGGGAUCCCCUGCACCCCGGACACGGACGCCUCCAAAACAUCUGAGGCCGACGUGCCGCCCAGCUACAGCAAAGCGGUCAGCUUCGACCGGCUGGACAUCAGUGACGAGAGUGACGAGGAAAGGGGACAGCGGUGCAUGAUGAUGACCUCAGACAGCCGCUCGGACAGCAGGUCCGACAUCCUGCUGCCCUCCAUGACCACUGAGCUGACUGCCAGCGAACUGCUGCUCACCAAGAUGUUUUAUGACGAGGAGCUGGACCAUUCAGAAACGUUCUACAAAAGUCAGCCGCUGGUUCUGCAACUAUGCUACGCGCUCUACAACGUGCUGGUGGCGCACUCGGAGAUGGUGUGCUACCUGGUCAUCAUCAUCAACAACAUGGUGUCGGCCAAUUUUGCCACCUUGGUUCUUCCCGUUACCAUCUUCCUGUGGGCCAUGCUGUCUGUGCCGCGCCCCAGCAAGCGCUACUGGAUGACCGCCAUCGUCUACACUGAGGUCACCAUCGUCAUCAAGUACUUCUUCCAGUUUGGUUUCUUCCCCUUCAACCAGAACAAAAUAGGCAAGGACAAACCCUACCACCCUCCCAACAUCAUCGGCGUUGAGAAAAAGGACGGUUACGUCCACUACGACCUGGUCCAGUUACUGGCGCUCUUCUUCCAUAGAUCCAUCUUGAAGUGCCAUGGCCUCUGGGACGAGGAAGACCCCAAGGAGAGGAAGGAGCAGCCCCGUCAGAGCGAGUCGGAAGACGAAGGGAGGGAAAAGGACGAGAGCGAAAGGGAGUCAGAAGCUGCCUCCUCGCUGGUCUGCAAGAGGCGUGGCUCCACUCAAACCUUGAGGUCCAUAAACUUUGGUACCUCUGUGGAGUCAGGGCACGUCCAGCUGCACAACCCGCAGCAGCCCACCUACCAGCGCCGUACCAGUGGAGCUUCGCACAUCUCGUACACCUCGCACAGAUCUCAGCAUUCGUCUGCACCAUCUAAGCGAGAAAGUACGGGCUCAGUUUGCAGCAGCCACAAAGACAGCAGCGAGGCCAGCGUCCAUCAGAAGAGCAGGAAGCAGAUGAUCCUAGAGAAACUGAAGGAACAGUUCUUCAAGGCCAAAGCUUUCAUCUCAAAGAAGUUCAUGGAGGUUUACGUGCCCAUGCGUCAGUUCUUCUACGACCUGAUUCAUCCUGAGUACAGUGCCGUGACCGACGUCUAUGUGCUCAUGUUUCUGGCCGACACGGUGGACUUCAUCAUCAUCGUCUUCGGCUUUUGGGCCUUUGGCAAACACUCCGCGGCAGACAUCACUUCCUCUUUGUCCGAGGAUCAGGUGCCGGGACCCUUCUUAGUCAUGGUCCUGAUCCAAUUUGGCACCAUGGUGGUAGACCGAGCCCUCUACCUGCGGAAGUCUGUCUUGGGCAAAGUCAUCUUCCAGGUCAUCCUGGUCUUUGGCAUCCACUUCUGGAUGUUCUUCAUCCUGCCAGGAGUCACCGAGAAGCGUUUCAACAAGAACAAGGUGGCUCAGAUGUGGUAUUUUGUCAAGUGCAUCUACUUCGGGCUGUCGGCCUAUCAGAUCCGCUGUGGCUAUCCCACCCGCGUGCUGGGGAACUUCCUCACCAAGAGCUACAACUAUGUCAACCUCUUCCUCUUCCAAGGGUUCCGGAUGGUUCCGUUUCUUACAGAGCUUCGAGCCGUGAUGGACUGGGUGUGGACGGACACGUCGCUGUCUCUGUCCAGCUGGAUCUGCGUUGAGGACAUCUACGCUCACAUCUUUAUCCUCAAAUGCUGGCGAGAGUCUGAGAAGAGGUAUCCCCAGCCGCGCGGCCAGAAGAAGAAGAAGGUGGUGAAGUACGGCAUGGGGGGGAUGAUCGUGAUGCUGCUGAUCUGCAUCGUCUGGUUCCCACUGCUCUUCAUGUCACUUGUCAAGUCGGUUGCCGGCGUGGUCAACGCCCCGCUGGACGUCUCCUUCGAGAUCACCCUGGCCGGCUUUCAGCCUAUCUUCACCAUGAGCGCUCAGCAAAAACAACUGCAGAAUGUCACAGAAGAGGAGUUUGAACGUUUUAGGAAAUUGUACAGUCUUGACGAUGGGGCGCUGCAGUGGCUGGAGAGCUACACGGCGGGCGACCUGAUCAUCGCCGAGCUCAAGGGCAGCUCCAACUCGUUGUGGACCAUCAGUCCUCCCAGCAGGAACACCCUAAUGGACAUGUUAGACUUAGACGAGGACUUUCCCAUCACCGUGUCCUGGUCUGUGCAACGAAACCUCACUCUAGGCGCCAAGGCCGAGACCGCUUCGGGCAAGCGCAUGACCAAUCUGGAUGAGGAGACCAAGAAGAAGCUGAUACUGCUUCUCAAUGGAACCAACAGUAACUCGCACGUAACGCUCACCAACAUCUUCCCUCGUUACAUCAGAGCCCCCAGCGACUCUGGCGCCAAUCCUGUGGAGCAGCUUCAUAAAGAUGACAAGAUGCUGGACAUCAGCCUGAGCUUGAGGCAAGUGCAAACGGACCAGCGGCAGCCCCAGGAAUGGUGGAUCGUCAACCAGACCGAAGUCGGUCCCAUCGAGAAGAAGAGUCGGAGCAGAGACGCCUGUCUGGAGUUGUACGUGUUCAGCGACCAAGUCAGCCCGCCCAGUUUGGGCUUCCUGGCGGGAUACGGCAUCAUGGGCCUAUACGCCUCGGUGGUCCUGGUCAUCGGCAAGUUCGUGCGAGAGUUCUUCAGCGGCAUCUCGCACACCAUCAUGUUCGAAGAGCUGCCAAACGUGGACCGCAUCCUCAAGCUGUGCACCGACAUCUUCCUGGUGCGGGAGACGGGCGAGCUGGACUUGGAGGAGGACAUGUACGCCAAGCUCAUCUUCCUGUACCGCUCGCCGGAGACCAUGAUCAAGUGGACGCGGGAGAAGACGCAGUGAGGCGGGCGGCAAGGGUGACGAAAAACUUUUUUUUUUUUUUUUAAUUUGACACGUGGGGCGUGCGAAAGCGCCGUUUUAGUCCCACGUGUUGAGCACAAGUCUGCUGGUGCUGGACACAACACUUUUAGUAACGCCUCCAUGUUGCUUCCCACCCCGAAUGACGACAAAUGUGUUUGUUGACAGCUCAUUUCCUGCUCAACGAUCACUCUGCUGUCGUUUUCUACUUGGACAAAAAAAAAAGGACCUGCAAAGCACAAAUUGUCUUCUCCAACGGGUAAGCUUGGAACACAGGGGGAGCGUGCAAUAGUUUUUCAAUGAAUGUCGACGCGGAAUUCGAUUUGGGAGAGCCACUCAUCAAAGACCACCUUCACUUGCCUUAUUUGGUUUCUUAACUUUCUCAGGAAGCGCUAUUUUCACACGUAAGUAACCCUCGUAUGAAACUAUGGAUCCAAAGAAACCCACACGGUCUAUUUCAAUAAACGGCAUGACUUUUAGCGCUGGACUCUUCGGCGCAAAGACACUCUUUCUGCACACCUGCUGGGGUGGGUUCUUGCAGAUUUCCCCCCCAAUCAGAGUAACGCGCGUCCAGCAGGUGAACCUUUUGAUCAAAGAAAAAAAGGGCUGAACGGUUCCGACUAUGCAUUAAAUGACAUUGUAGCAUGAGAGAAACACUUCAUUAUUACAACUACGUAUUGAUAAGAUGAUAAGACUAUUCGGACGUCGCGGAGGUGAAAUGUGAAAAGUGUAUGUUGAGGCUUUGAUGCCGGGCGAGAUGAAUAAAAGGA